AUGGCUACUAUAACAGUAUCUACAGAAAUAAUUUGUCCAGAUUGUGGUAAACGAAUGACAAAAAAGAAUUGGAAAGAUCACGCUCGUCACAAACAUACAAUGACUGAAGAUAGUAUUCAAACAAAAUACGAACGAUUACAAUUAUCAUUCUGUUCGUCAUAUGAUAAGCCCAUACCUAUUGUUAUGCAUAAUUUUUUUUCAACAAAAGAAUUUGCUAUAACAGUAUCAAAUUCUGAACAACAAAAUCUAAACGAUAGUGUUUGCCCCAGUGAAACUAUUAUUAUUAAUAAUCAAAUUGGCAUUUUGACUAACUCUGGAAAUGAAUCAAGUUCGAAAGAUGAUACAACGAGUGGAAACGAGAAGAUAUCAGUGUUUACGACUGCGGAAGGUGAUAAUCGAAAUAAAUUGGACGAAAAUAACACUUUCAAUAAUGGUUCUCGUUUCUCACAAGAUCAUCAAGAAAUAAUUAUUGAAGAUAAUGAAUCCUCGUUAACCUCGGAUUCAAACACGACUGACAAUUAUGAAGCUGAAAGUAAUUAUGAUCAACCUUCAGUAUCAUUACAAUCAACUGCUAGUACAAUAUCGAAUUUAUCAGAUAAUGUUAUUAUAUCAAUUAAAGGUGUUAGAUUUAUAAAUGCUCCUGAAAUGACUUUUGUUCAGGCACAUCGUGCUAAUUAUCCGCAUAUAGUAUCGAGUACAAAUAAUAAGUUACCAUCUGUUAAACCAAUUCCAACAUGGUUUUCAAAUGAAUAUCCAUGGCUCCGUGCCAUUCAUACAGAUAAUCAAUAUGGCUUUUUAUGCGUUGAUUGUGCUGAAUUCGCAUCAAGUGAAAUGGUGAUUAAAAGAAAUAACGAUGCAUUUGUUGUAAGACCAUAUUGGAAAUUAAAGCACAAAGGGCUAGAAGAGAAUAUUUCCUCAACAACUCAUCCAUGUGGACUUGUCGUUGGCCCAACUGCAUCUUAUCUUUGCUGCAGUCCUGAUGCUACAGUUGCUGAAGUUGUCAACAAUAUCAUCUCUUAUGGUAUUCUUGAAUGUAAUUGCGUUUAUGCCGAACCAGAUGCAACUUGGGAUGAUCUUAUUUCAGCUCGUGAACAUUUGUGUCUCGAACGGAAAGAUGAUAAGCUUCAACUGCGUUCUGAUCAUGCAUACUACUUUCAACUAAUCGCUCUCUUGGAUAUACUCGAUUUAACUUGA
Messenger RNA from Rotaria sp. Silwood2, 1194 nucleotides. The record is from the annotation of a GenBank genome assembly. Lineage: Eukaryota; Metazoa; Rotifera; Eurotatoria; Philodinida; Philodinidae.